AAAACAGUUUGACAGCCCUUUACAUUUGACGUGACAAUUUGGCGUGGCUCGUUUUCCUUUUCUUUGCCAAUUUUUACAAUUUAACGCUAAUUUAGAAAGCCGAAAUAAACGAAAAUGGCGAAAAAGAAGAGCGAAGAUGCCACUAAUGAUCAGGAUUAUGAAGAGGAGCCAAAUUUUGAGGAUCCAGAAGGUUUCGUAGAUGAUAUUAGUGAUGAAGAACUGUUGGUCGACAAAUUGGCUCAACGUCCAUCCGAGGCUGAUGGUGUGGAAAAUGUUGUAGUUGUGGAUAAUAUUCCCAAAGUUGAGCCCAAGAAAUUGGAAAAGUUGCAAAACAUCAUAAACAAGACUUUUUCCAAUUAUGGCGAGAUUGUAAAUUCGGUAUACCCGGUUGAUGAGAAUGGAAACACAAAGGGGUAUGCCUUUAUGGAAUUCAGGAAUCAACAACAAGCUGAGGAAGCUGUUAGGAAUUUAAACAAUUAUCGUCUCGACAAGGUGCAUACCUUUAUUGUAAACCUAUUCACCGAUUUCCAAAAAUAUGACCACAUCCCCGAAAAGUGGGAACCCCCAACCCCUCAGCCCUUUAAAAUGCAAAAUGAUUUGUAUAGCUUCUUAUUGGAUCCCGAUGCAUACGAUCAAUAUUGUGUGGCUGCUGAGACAUCGCCAAACAGUGUGCAGGUAGGAUUCUGGCAAAAUACCCUUCCCGAACCUACUGAUUUGGAAACCCGCGAAAGCUUUACCGAUACCUUUGUUAAGUGGUCGCCAUUGGGUACGUAUUGUGUGACAUUCCACAAGCCCGGUGUUGCCAUCUGGGGUGGAAGUAAAUUCCAGCGUAUCCAACGUUUCCCCCAUCCUGGUACACAAUUCGUUGAAUUUUCUCCCUGCGAAAACUAUUUGGUAACCUAUGGUCCAACCCCAACCGGACAAAAAGUAGUUAUUUGGGACAUCCGUUCUGGUGCUGAGAAACGUUCUUUCAUUGCCGAAGAUGUGUCAAUGUUCUCUAUGUUCCGCUGGUCACAUGAUGACAAAUAUGUUGCACGUUUGGGCGAAAGCUCCAUUCAUAUCUAUGAAACUCCCUCAUUCUACCUGCUUGACAAGAGAUCAAUUAAAGUUCCCGGCAUUCGUGGUUUCUCAUGGUCACCCACAGACAACAUUAUCGCCUACUGGGUUGAGGAACAAAAUCAAAUUCCCGCCCGUGUCACCCUUUUGGAAAUACCGAAGAGACGUGAGAUUCGCAAUAAGAACCUUUUCCACGUAGCCGAUUGUAAACUUCACUGGCAGAAAUCUGGUGACUAUUUGUGUGUUAAAGUAGAUCGCUACUCUAAAUUGAAAAAGGACAAGAAAGAUUCCGAUGUUAAAUUCUUGGGUAUGUUCUACAACUUUGAAAUAUUCCACAUGCGUGAAAAGGAAAUUCCUGUCGAUUCUGUUGAGAUUCGUGAAUUAAUUUUGGCAUUUGCCUGGGAACCAGUUGGUAAUAAAUUCGCCAUUAUCCACGGUGAAACCAGUAAUUCCAAUGUCAGCUUCUAUGAGGUGAAUAACGGCGUUAAACCUUCGUUGGUUAAGAAACUUGAAAAGAAAUCCUGCACUCAUCUCUUCUGGUCUCCACGUGGUCAAUUCAUUGUCAUGGCCAACUUGACAAUGGGUACAUUUGAAUUUGUUGACACCAAUAAUAAUUUCGUCAUCACUGCAUCACCCGAUCAUUUCCGUGCCUCGGAAGUUGAAUGGGAUCCAACUGGUCGUUAUGUGGUCACCGGUGUGUCAUCGUGGAAGGUUAAGGAAGAUACUGGUUUCAAUAUGUACACCUUCCAAGGACGCAUCAUUCGUCGUAGUCUUCUCAAGAACUUUGUACAAUUCUUAUGGCGUCCACGUCCACCCACCCUACUCAGCGAAGAGGAAAUUAAGGAGAUUAGGAAGAAUUUGAAGAAGUACUAUUACAUUUUCGAACAAAAGGAUCGUAUGCGUAUGACUCGCGCCUCCAAGGAACUGUUGGAGAAACGUGCUCAAUUGUGCGAACAAUUCACCGAAUAUCGCAACAAACGUAUUGCCGAGUGGAAGGAUCAGAAAGUACGACGUAUGCAGCUCAGAAAUCAUUUCGAUACAGACAGUUUGGAUACUGAAGAAGUUGAUGAAGAAAUUAUUGAAUUUUUGGUCAAAGAAGAAAUCACUGUACUCGAGUAGUUCGUAUAGUAAUUAUAAGUACAUAAUUUUUAUUCAACUUUUUUUUACAAAACCACCCCUACAAAUAACCGCAAUCAUUCAGCUGAUCACAUCCUAAGGAGACAUUCUUGCUUGCCAGAGGUAAUUUUAAAAUUUGCAGUAAAUUACCCCAACAAAAUACAUAUAUUACUUCAACACAAGAAAGCAAGAAUUGCUCAGCCGAACAUAUUUAACGGCGGGAGUAACAACAUCAUAACUCUUGUCCUACAGUGUAUUUUUGUCAUCAUAUUAUAUAUUUAAAAAAAUUGUGUAUAUGAAAUAGAAUCAAUAAUACGAAACACAAACAAUCUACUAUUAAUAUACAAUUAAAUUAUAAAUAUAUUAAACAUUCUUAUUUAUGUCCUUUCAAAGAACAACUAAAAUAAAAAUACACUGGAAGAAAACGAAA
This is a messenger RNA of Musca domestica (house fly), 2602 nucleotides long. It is a transcript of the gene eIF3b, whose product is annotated as eukaryotic translation initiation factor 3 subunit B. Gene Ontology annotation, molecular function: translation initiation factor binding; RNA binding; translation initiation factor activity. The record is from RefSeq and is a predicted model, not a curated record. NCBI's taxonomy places the organism in Eukaryota, Metazoa, Arthropoda, Insecta, Diptera, Muscidae. The coding region runs from base 115 to 2175 and encodes 686 amino acids. The transcript has 3 exons. Gene Ontology annotation, biological process: translational initiation. Gene Ontology annotation, cellular component: eukaryotic translation initiation factor 3 complex.